Messenger RNA from Melopsittacus undulatus (budgerigar), 1761 nucleotides. Its product is annotated as tubulin monoglycylase TTLL3-like. Lineage: Eukaryota; Metazoa; Chordata; Aves; Psittaciformes; Psittaculidae. Gene Ontology annotation, molecular function: protein-glycine ligase activity, initiating. The record is from RefSeq and is a predicted model, not a curated record. Gene Ontology annotation, cellular component: microtubule cytoskeleton; axoneme. Gene Ontology annotation, biological process: protein polyglycylation; cilium movement; cilium assembly.
AUGGGAGUGCUGAAGAGGGCCAGGCAGCACGUGGAAGAAGCCAUCAAGGAGAAGAAGAACUUCAGGGUGCUGGGCCCCUCCCCUGUCAUCCGCAGUGUGCUGCAGGCAUGGGGCUGGGUGGAGAAGAAGUUCUCCAGCACUGUCAGGGUGGGCCCCCGCUUGGGGCAGCAGCAGGACCCCCGGAAGCUGCCGGCCGAGGAGGAUGAGGAGGACGGUGGUGUUGAGCAGAAUCAGGCAGCACUGGGUCCAGAGCCAGGGGCGGCAUCCUGCUGGGUUCAGCCCACAGUGGAGAUGCUGGAGGAAGAGGCAGGAGAGGAGGACCUGUGGGAUGAUGAGGACCAUGAUGGCAUCCAUGACAUCAUGUCCUUCACAGUGCGAGACCAGAUGCCGACCUUCAUCUGGACCAGCCAGUGCGAAGAUGUCAACUUUCGGCUGCUGCAGGACCACCAGGGGGUGAACCACUUCAAUGGCGUCAGAGCCUUCACCACCAAGGUGGAGCUGUGCAUCAACCUGCAAAACCAGUCCGGGUUCCACCAAGCCGAUCCCACCACCUUCUUCCCACGGUGCUACCGUCUGCAUGUUAAGGAUGAGUGCCAAGGCUUCAUCGAAGAUUUCCGCCUGACGGCAGCUCCCAGCCUGCUGAAACUGGCUGUGGAGAAGGCUGUGGACAUGCCAGGGGUGAUGAAGAGACCUAGCAAUGGGGCAGAUGAGUGUCGCCAGCAGCCAUGUCCCUCAGCCCAUGUCACCCUAGCAGGAUCAGCACCCCGACUGCCCCCUGAGCUGCUGGAGGCUGCCCUGCAGAUCUGCAGGGUGCAGCUGGACAGGAUGGAGCAUAAGGACAUCGACCGGGAAUCCCCAUUGCUCUACGUGACUGACGCUCACUGGGACUGGAUCCUGCAGGAGCAAUACCGCGUGGUGCGUGAGCAGGUCAGGCUGGCACCCAGCAUCCGCCAUUGGAAGCAGUGCAGGGCCCUGCUGCAGCAGCUGCAGGCGUGGCUGCCCCAGCUCCACAUGGAGGGUAUCCACAACCUUUGGAUCAUCAAGCCCAGAGCCCAGUCCUGCAGCAGAGGCAUCACCUGCUCGGUGCAGCUGGAGGAGGUGCUGGAGCUGGCAGGGAAAUACCUGGCACCCUUGCUGCAGCCAGGACAAUGGGUGGUGCAGAAGUACGUGGAGCUGUCACUGACCAUCCCGGGCACCAAGUUCGACCUGCGGCAGUGGUUCCUGGUGAGCGACUGGAGUCCGCUCACUGUCUGGUUCUACCGGGACAGCUAUGUGCACUUCUGCUGCCAGCCCUUCUCCAUGCACCGCCUGCAUUGCUCCCAGCAUCUCUGCAAUGUCAUCAUCCAGAAGCGUUGGAGGCUGGCUGGGGGCUGGCACCCCAAACUGCCCUGUGACCUGAUCUGGUCCAGCCAGCAGUUCCAGCUGUACCUGCAGCAAGCAGGACACGCGGAGGCCUGGGACAAGCUCAUCCUCCCCAGCAUGAAGGAGCUGGUGGUGGCUGCCCUGCACAGCGCCAGGGAGCUGGUAGAGGAGCACAGGGGCAGCUUCAAGCUCUACGGAGCAGACUUCGUGUUUGGGGAGAACUGCCAGCCUUGGCUGCAGGAGAUUAACACAAAUCCAUCCUUGGAGCCCUGCUCAGCGGUGACCCCAUGGCUCUGCGCUGCCGUCCUGCGCGACACACUGCGCAUGGUCUGGGAACACAAGGAGAACUCUGUGUGCUCCACCAGUGCCUUCGACCUCAUCUACAAAGAGGUGGGUUGA